Molecule: messenger RNA, 1917 nt
Organism: Cololabis saira (Pacific saury)
Lineage: Eukaryota; Metazoa; Chordata; Actinopteri; Beloniformes; Belonidae
Product: schwannomin-interacting protein 1-like
Exons: 8
Coding region: 112-1050 (312 amino acids)
Biological process (GO): positive regulation of hippo signaling
Cellular component (GO): cell junction; plasma membrane
Source: RefSeq, a predicted model, not a curated record
GAACACGUUUUCUGUUUUUUUUUUUUUUUUUUUUUUUUCUUAUUGCUUUUCUUGAUUUUAAACCAUUUGAAAUAGUUGCUGCUCGAACAAGUCACUUCACAGUUUGCCUUUAUGGAGGAUUAUGAUGUGGACAUGGAUGAGGAAGAGGAUGGAGAAGUAUUCCUCAGAAGGGCCACAACAGGGUCCUGGUGGGAGGACGGUGAUGGCAGUGGUGACACACAUGAGACAAGAUUAAGAAGCUGCAUGGUAAACAGCCGCAGUUGGGCAGAAGAGCUCCAGGAUGUCUUUGUGCCACAGGCUGAAGGCUGCCACGGCGAAGGGCGACCAAGGCUUUCCAGCAUCUCUGCUCAGAGGAAUGAAAGAGAGUCAAUCAGGCAGAAACUUGCCCUUGGCAGUUUCUAUGACGACGAGCCAGUCAUCUACACCAGCUGCAGCAAGAACAGCCCUUCCUCCCGGCUGCAGAGUGGCGUGAACCUACAGGUAUGCUUUGUUAAUGACAGCAGCAGUGACAAAGACAGUGAUGCUGAGGACAGCAGGACAGAGACCAGUCUGGACACACCUCUCUCCCCUGUGAGCAAGCAGAGCUCAUCCUUGUCGGACCGAGACACUGCAGAGGAAGACUCGGAUCCAUUAGAUGACUGCGGAGGGUUUUGGCGGGUGCAGCGAAGGCUGCAGGAGGAGGCUCGGGUGGCACUGGCUUUGGCUCGACCUAUGGCCCGAAUGCAGGUGGAAGUGGAGAGACAAAUCCAGCUGCACCGACGUUCACCUGUCGCUGACCUGCUCCCCCAUUUGCCCCACAUCAGCGAAGGCUUAAUGAAGAGGAGUCUGAGGCGAGGGGACAUGAGAGACAUGAGUCUUGGACAGCUGCAAGUCAUCACAAAUGAUUUACACUCACAGAUUCAGAGUCUAAAUGAGGAGCUGGUGCAGCUGCUGCUGAUGAGGGAUGAGCUGCAUGUGGAGCAAGAUGCCAUGCUGGUGGACAUCGAGGACCUCACCAGGCAUGCGCACAGCCACCAGCGGCACCAGGCAGAGAAAGCCGUCUCCAAAUAACCCACCGACCCACAUGUGUCUAUCUGCACGCCACUCAGCCUCCCAUUCCACGGUGUGUCACUAGUGUUCCUGCUGAAACUCCAUCUUUGCCCAUUUAUUUUCGUGGCAUAUUGUACGAGCACACCCAUAAAAUGUUACACCACAGGGCAAGCCUGGUUUAUACUUUAUAGUAUCAUAACAGACCAAAUGGUGAAAUGGGCAGCAAUCGGAUUAAGACCAACAACCACAAAACAAACAAAAAUCUUUAGUUGCCUUUUGUAACCAUGUUCUGUUCACUUGCAGAGUGUAUUAUUUAUUUCACUAUGAGCACUUUGUCAUGGCUCUAUUUAUCACUGGAAUUCACUGAAAGCAUAUAUUAUAUGUAUAUAUAUAUAUAUAUAUAUAUAUAUACAUAUAUAUAUAAUGUGUAUGUGUACACUGCUGCUACACACGUUUAAUACCUGUGUCUUUUAAUGUGCCAUGAUGGAUUGACUAAAAAAACAAAAAAAAAAGUGUAUACUUAUUUAUUUCUUUGGGGGUUAACAAAAAGAGCAGCCUUUUAAUAGAAAUAUGCAAUAUCAUUUUUGUUGUGCUUAAUUUGCUAAUGAUAAACACAGAAAAUGUUAAGCAGUUAUAUAUUAAAACAAAAUCUGUCUGAGCUUAUUAUAUUUUAUUUGUUUAAAAAUGUUUAUGGAUAUAUUCUACGUAUAUGUGAAGAUGCUUUAAUUAAAGGCCGACUGACAUGCCUCAAUGUGUUUCCAUGUUUUCACACUCGGAUUUUUAUGAAUGUUAUUUCACACAAAGUUGAACUUUCUAUGAUUUGCGUCAUUGAUAAAUGUAUUGUAUAAUCAUUGUACAAAGAAAUCGGGUAAUAAAGAUUUUAGGUGU